Cynara cardunculus var. scolymus (artichoke) is the source of this 1839-nucleotide messenger RNA. Its product is annotated as cationic amino acid transporter 1-like. The record is from RefSeq and is a predicted model, not a curated record. Gene Ontology annotation, molecular function: L-glutamate transmembrane transporter activity; L-lysine transmembrane transporter activity. Gene Ontology annotation, biological process: amino acid transport; transmembrane transport. NCBI's taxonomy places the organism in Eukaryota, Viridiplantae, Streptophyta, Magnoliopsida, Asterales, Asteraceae. Gene Ontology annotation, cellular component: plasma membrane. Bases 1 to 1839 code for a protein of 612 amino acids. The transcript has a single exon.
AUGUUGAGUUCUAAGGGAGAUGGAAAUGGUAAUGGUGGAGAAGGCAACACCAUCCCCAAUCUGAAGAAACGAUCUUGUGGAUGUGUGAAAGAUGAUUUCUUACCAGAAGAAUCAUUCAAGAGCUGGUCAAAUUAUGGAAAAGCCUUACUUCAAACUAAAACACGUCUGAAAGACCGUUUUCUGGCAAGAUCAUCGGACCAACUUGAACUUAAUGAUAUGAGAGCUCGAAGCCAGAACGAAAUGAAGAAAACCCUCAAUUGGUUCGAUCUCAUUUGGUUCGGUAUCGGAGCGGUCAUGGGUGCCGGAGUUUUCGUCCUCAGCGGUGAAGCUGCCCACGAUUUAGCCGGUCCUGCUCUUCUCUUGUCAUAUCUUAUUUCCGGCUUUGCAGCUUUACUCUCUGUCCUCUGUUACACCGAAUUUGCAGUCGAACUUCCGGUGGCCGGCGGCUCAUUUGCUUACCUGAGAGUUGAGCUUGGUGACUUCAUAGCUUAUAUUGCCGCCGGAAACAUCCUCUUAGAUUACGUUGUCGCCGGCGCCAGCGUCGCCCGUUCCUGGACGUCAUAUUUCGCAACAUUAUGCAACCAUGAUCCCGAUGAUUUCCGGAUAAACAUUACCUCUCUAACCAAGGGUUUCAACCACUUAGACCCGAUUGCAGUCGGCAUCUCGAUGAUCAUUUGUGUAAUUGCAUCAUUCAGCAUCAAGGGUUCAUCGAGGUUCAAUUCAAUUGCGACCAUAACCUACAUGACUUUAAUGGUGUUCAUACUCGUGGCCGGAGCUACAAAGGCCAACACCUCCAAUUUCCAACCGUUUUCCCCUUUCGGUCUUCGGGGUGUUUUGAAGGCUUCGUCUGUGCUUUUCUUUGCAUACGUUGGGUUCGAUGGGGUUGCGACGCUUGGAGAAGAAACCAAGAAUCCGGGGAGAGAUAUUCCGGUCGGGCUAGUCGGAUCGAUGAUGGUUGUGAUCACGAUUUAUUCACUUCUAGCGACCGUGUUGUGCCUGAUGCAGCCGUACAACCAAAUCAACCGAGAUGCACCCUUCUCCAUUGCAUUCCAAGCUGUUGGAAUGAAUUGGGCGAAAUAUAUAGUUGCUUUAGGUGCGUUAAAAGGAAUGACCACGGUUCUGUUGGCUAAUAUCAUCGGUCAAGCUCGGUAUUUCACUCACAUCGCUCGAACCCACCUGGCUCCACCCAUUCUUGCGGUGAUACACAAGAAUUACGGCACACCCAUGACUGCCACCAUCGUCAUGACCGCCGCAAACUGCCUCGUCGCGUUCUUCACGAGCCUUGAUAUCCUGGCGAACCUUCUUUCAAUCGCCACUCUCUUCAUUUUCUCCCUGGUGGCAAUUGGGUUGAUCGUGAGACGAUACUACUCGACUGGGGUGACGUCAGAUUCCGACAGAAACAAGCUGAUCGCGUUACUGAGUCUGAUCAUAUCUUCGGCUAUCGGGCUUUCGAUUCUUUGGGCAUUGAAUGUGAACUUUUGGGAAGGAUACGUGAUUAUGGGUGGGGUUUGGUUUUUUGCCACUUUGGGCCUUCAGUUGACGGUGAAGCAAGCCAGAAAGCCGAAGCUGUGGGGGGUGCCGUUGGUUCCAUGGCUGCCGUCGGCGAGCGUUGGUGCUAAUGUGUUCAUCAUGGGCUCGAUUGAUGGAGCUUCUUUCUUGAGGUUUUUGGUGUGGACUGGUUUGCUGCUUGUGUACUACUUUUUUAUUGGGUUGCAUGCUUCUUAUGAUGCAUCGAAGGAUGAUACGAAAUUGGUGGUUAAUGGCGGUGGAGGUGGCGGAGGAGUGUCGGCAACUUCUGAAGCUGUGGAACUGAGAGCAAUAAGCACUAGAAGCACAUGA